This is a messenger RNA of Rotaria sp. Silwood2, 3357 nucleotides long. NCBI's taxonomy places the organism in Eukaryota, Metazoa, Rotifera, Eurotatoria, Philodinida, Philodinidae. The record is from the annotation of a GenBank genome assembly.
AUGUGGUAUUGUUCAUAUAUUUUCAUUUAUAAUUAUUUGAUUUUAUUAUUUAUUUCUUUAAUAAAAUCAAAACAAAUACCAUUAAUUGGACUUUUUACACGAGAUAAUCAAGAAAAUAAUAAUUAUUCAUCAUCAUCCUUAAUUAUUGAUUAUGCAAUACAACAUUUAAAAACAAUAAAAAGUCUUCAUACUGAACUUACUAUACAACGUCAUGAACAAGAUAUUCCAUGUGAUAUGGCUAUUGGAACAAAACUGAUUUUCGAUAUGAUACAUCGAAGUCCAAGACCAUUAGCUAUAUUUAGUGGUUCAUGUCAAACAGUAGCAUCAGCUAUUGCUGAAACAGCUGGAAUAUAUGAUAUGACUAUAGUAAUCUAUUCUGAAACAAGUUCACUUUUUACUGCUAGAGAAAAAUAUCCAUCAUUGAUACGUACUGUACCAGGUGAUUCUCAACAUAAUAUAGCUCGAAAACUAUUAUUGAGAAAAUAUAAUUGGCGUCGAUUUGGAAUAUUAUAUCAAUAUGAACGACAGUAUACUAUGCCUGUAACACGAUUCAAUGAUCUUUUACAAGAUGAAACUGGUUGGGAGAAUGCUCUAUCAAGAGGUAUAUCAUUUAAUGAUCUAGAUGAAACACAAGGUAAUCGAACAAGAAAUUCAUUAAAAGAUACAUUCGAUGAAUUACAGCGAAAUAACAUUCGAAUAAUUCUUGGUAAUUUCAAUUCGACAAUGGCUAUUCGAAUAUUUUGUGAAGCAUUUCGUUAUCAUUUAUUUGGUUCACGUUUUCAAUGGAUUAUUGUCGGUUAUUAUGAACCAGAAUGGUGGUUAAAUAAUCCCGGUCCUUGUAAUACAUCAGAAAUUUUAUAUGCAUUAAAUGGUACACUUCAAACUCGUGUUGCUAAAUUAGGUUAUUAUGUUAAUACACGAACAAUAGCUGAUUUAACACCAGAUCAAUUUAAUUUUGAUUUAUCAAUACUUAAAACAUCAAAUUAUUUUGUUGGUUAUGCAUUUGAUGCUAUUCUAACAUUAACAUCUGCAUUUGAAAAAUUAAAAGAUUGUCCAGAUGAAUUUCAUAUUGAUUCUGUAUGGCGUCAAUCAUGUUGGCGUCAUGAAUUAAUUAAUAUAAUUAAAGCAACUGAUAUUGAAGGUGUUACAGGACGUAUACGUUUCAAUAAUGGUGAUCGUAUUGGUGAAAUUGUUAUUGAACAAAUUUUAGUUUAUCAUAGUUACAAAUCAACAGUAGUUGAUAUUGUUCAAUUAUUUGUUGCAUUACCAACAAAUCAAUCAAAAUAUAUUCUUUUACCAGCAAGAAAUGAACGAAAUAUAACUUGGCAUGGUCAUGGACCACCUAAUGAUCGUAUAAGACGUAUUGAACUUGAUCAACGAAUUUCUAUAUUAACAUAUGCAAUAAUGGCUAGUAUUAGUGGUAUAGGAAUUUUUUUAGCAAUAGGAUUUUUUGUAUUUAAUAUUAUUUUUCGUACACAUAGAUUUAUUAGAAUGUCAAGUCCACAAAUAAAUAAUUUAAUUAUAGCUGGUUGUAUUCUUUCAUAUACAAGUGUUCUUUUAAUGGGUAUUGAUUCGACUUUAUUAGGAAAAAGAAGUUCAGAAUCAGCAAUGAAUUUCAUUUGUGCAGCUCGUGUUUGGACUUUAUCAAUUGGUUUUACUAUAUCAUUUGGAGCUAUACUUAGUAAAACAUGGCGUGUUCAUACGAUAUUUACCAAAAUUCAUGCAUCAAAACGAGCAAUUAAAGAUUAUCGUUUAUUUAUUUUUGUUGGAAUACUUUUUGCUAUUGAUACAGUUCUAUUAACAUCAUGGCAAAUUGUUGAUCCAUUAAAAGUUUUUAAAGAUAUUAGUCAAACACAAACUAAAGAUGAAGAUGUUGUUAUUUUAUGGAUUUAUGAAGAAUGUCGAUCUAAUCGUCGACCAAUAUGGAUUACAAUGUUAUCGAUUUAUAAAGGUGUUUUGAUGGUUGCUGGAUCACGUUUUGCAUGGGCAACACGAAAUGUUCGUAUAACGGCAUUAAAUGAUUCGGCUUAUGUUGGUAUGAGUCUUUACAAUGUUGUUCUAUUAAGUAUAACAACAGCUGUUGUUGGUUAUUUUUUACGUGAUCAACAUGAACGUUCUUAUAUAAUAACAUCUGUAUUUAUUUUACUUUGUGUUACAAUAACAUUGUGUCUUGUAUUUGUACCAAAAGUUCUUGAAGUAGCAAAAGAUCCACGUUCAAAGGCUAAGCCACAACAUGCUAUUAUUACAAGUACAAGACGUCGUUUAUCAAGAGAUAAACGAUGUGUUAAACAACAACCAAAAUUAUCCAUAAAAAGUUUAACAAGUCAAAAUGAAAUGUUACGAUUAAAUGCAACAAGGUGCGAUGAAUUAAUAAAUAGACUCUCAUCUGCAAUAGCAGAUCCACAUUAUAAAGCAUAUCGAUAUGAAAUAUAUAUACACAUUAAUCAACCAGCUCGAAGUUCAAAAUCAUCAUUUGAUGCACAAUUCUAUCGUGGACGAUGUCCUGAUUAUUUUUAUCAAAUAGGUGAUGAAUGUUUAUAUUUUGGUACUGAUGGUAAAAAGUAUUCGUGGUAUCAAACACAAAAUAUAUGUGCAAUACGAAUAGCUCGUUUAUUAGAGCACCAAGCAAAAUUUGUAAUUGGUGGAAUUAAUAUUAAACCAAAUAAAGGUGUACGACAAUUAAUAUUAAAUACACCAGAAAAAACAAAAAUUUUAGAAGCUCUUUAUCGAGAAUAUGAUGAAUUAAAUUUUGCUAUACGUCUUCCAUCGGAUUAUAAUACAUUACAACGAUGUCAUGAUGGAAAAGAAGAUAAUUGGCCACAAUAUUGUGUUAAUCUCGAUAGUUCUAAUGGUACAUGUUUUGAAACUAGUGGACUUGAUUCAAAUCAUAUAUGUUUACGUCACAUAGAUUGUGAUAUACGUUAUUUAAGAUUUGCAUGUGAAUUCACAUUACCAGGAAAUUCGGAAUUGAGUGCUUCAAAAUUUCGUAACUGUCCGAAAGGCCAUGGUCUUCGUCGUCGUUUACCAAUAUGGGCUUGGCUAUUGGUAGCUGUGGGUGCUAUGUUAUUACUUCUUCUUAUUCUUGGUGGUGUCUUAGCAUUUAUUCGUAAUUCAAAAAAAGAAUUACCUCAAACAAGAAAAUCAAUAUCAGAAACUCUUCGUACUGAUAAAGAAGCUAUUCAUAUCACAGGAAAUCGCGACGAACCAACUAUUGAACCGGUACUUGUUCGAUCUGCUCGGACUAGUAUAUCUAAUACUGACUAUCUAGAGCCACAACAAUUAAAACGUAUGAUUCCUCCAACAAUAAAAAUAAGAACAGCAUCAAUAGGACAAGAUAGUACUUCUCCAUCUGUUUAA